ACCCGCCGGAGCACUAUAGAUGCAGGACGGAGGCGAUGGAAAGAUGGCGGCGGCCGUGGUGCAAAUGGCAUGUUUGUACCGGGGGAUGUUAGCGGUCAGGGCCACUGGCAUUAGAACGAUGAUCCCCGGGCUGGUCCCGUCGCAAUUCCGAGCCUUCUCGCUGCGGAAGGAGCCGGAACUGGAGGAGAACCCGUACUUCAGCAAGUACCAGGACAAGAUCCAGAAGCUUCGCAGCGCCAAACCACAGGAGUACAAAGCCAAAAUCGAGAACCGGCAUGAGGCCAAGAAGGAUGUGCUGGGACACUCAAAGCAGGCGGAGUUCGUCAGGCUCAUGGAGCAGGAGUUGGAGAAAAAGGAAAAGAUGGCUGCCAGUGAUGGAGCAUCAGGAGGUUUCACAAAGAACAAGACACUGGGCUCCAUCCUCGACCUGGAGAAGAUCAGGGACAUGAAAGCCGAGGAGAUUGCUGAGCUUUGGAUGAAAUAUUAUUCAACCAAAGACACAAUCAGCGCCGUCAUCCCGACACGGUUGUACGAGGUGAUUUUGAGCAGAUCAGAGUCGUGCAAGAUGUUCCUCUACGCUUUGCCUCAGCGGGAGGGUUAUGAGUUCUUCUUGGGUCAGUGGUCCGGACACGAGCUCCACUUCACCUCCCUCAUCAACGUCCAGACGAUAGGCGAACACGCUCCCAGUCAGCUGAUCCUCUACCACUACCCGGACCUGAAGGAUGAAAAGGGUGUGGUCCUCAUGACUGCCGAGCUCGACCCCAAGUUCAUAACCGUCCACCAGGCUCAGUGCUUGGCCAAUCAGGUGCAGCUGUUCUACGGCACGCAGAGGGAGGAGACAUACCGAUUGGUCGAGACAUUUAACCGCCAACCGGCAGACUUCAAACACAUGUUGGUGAUAGCGGAGCUGGAACAGAGCGGCUUGGGGUCGGCGGAGGCCUCCGGGGGAUCGUAGAUGAGUCCAACCAUCUCUCCUACAGUCGGAUUGUCACUUAAUUUAAAGUGACAGAGUGAAAUGUGCUUCUUUGCUCAGCACUUGCCAUAAGGAUACACGUAUUCUUCAUACUGGAUAGCAGCGGCUAUGAUUCAGGCAAAAAAAUUAUUUAAAGGAAGAUCAUCAGUGUCUUUUGAACUCUGUCUGGGAUCAUCUGACAUCAGAUACACACCUUCAUUGUACAUACAUUAUCCCUAACCAUAGGAUAAUGAUGUGGUAUUCAUCAGUUCUAUGAUAAAUAUAUAUCCCACUGUGUCCUACCCUCAUGUUAGACUGGACCAGAAGGACUUCAUUGCCCCAGUACCUAUCCCUGAAAACCCAUUAGACGUUUAAUAAAUCAUAUUCCAAACCCAAAAUCUUUGUAUCUGACCGCUU
Messenger RNA from Anoplopoma fimbria (sablefish), 1369 nucleotides. RefSeq names its product ATP synthase mitochondrial F1 complex assembly factor 1 (gene atpaf1). Gene Ontology annotation, cellular component: mitochondrion. The transcript is spliced from 9 exons. Gene Ontology annotation, biological process: mitochondrial proton-transporting ATP synthase complex assembly. Bases 20 to 955 code for a protein of 311 amino acids. Lineage: Eukaryota; Metazoa; Chordata; Actinopteri; Perciformes; Anoplopomatidae. The record is from RefSeq and is a predicted model, not a curated record.